GCACCAAACGAGCUAAGGAGGUCUAGAGUAGGAGGGUUAAACCAAACCAAACAAAACAAAACCAUGAUGAUGAACAACAGAACCUUGAAGAAGACAACUUCAAUGGGUUUCCAAAACCCUCCUCAAGCCGCAACAUAUUACCCAACAAAGUCUCCUCUCAUUGAAUUCCCCACCUCUCCUCAACUAAUCUUUGGGCAAGAGAUACUUCAUUUCAGUCACCCACAGCAUCCUCUGUCGCGAAUUGACCUGCCUGACCUGUUCACCUGUUCGGGCUGCAAGGAGUUUGGUGCAGGCAUGAGGUUCACUUGCCAACAAUGUGAAUUUCAGCUCCAUGAGUUUUGUGCCAGGGCUCCUGAUGCUCUCAAGGGCCACCCUUUCCACUCCCACCACCAACUUUCUUUCUAUUCUAAACCAGUGAAAGGUGGAAGUUCAAAAUCGAAGUGUGAUAUCUGUAGUAAGCCUAUCAAAGGGUUUGCUUUCAGAUGCAAUGCCUGUAGUUUCCAGAUGCACCCUUCCUGCGCUAUGCUAUCCACGACCUUUAACACCCCGGGCCAUGUACAUACCCUUAGGCUUUUACCUGCAUCAAAUGGCGACCUUGGUUUUGUGUGUGGUGAGUGCCAGAGGAAGAGGUCAGGCCGAGUAUACCAUUGCACUGUUUGUGAUUACCAUCUCCACGCGGUUUGUGCUAAAGAUAUGAUUAAUGGGCUCCAUGACAAUGGCAUCAAGGGAGUCGAAAAGCCAAGCAUGCUAGGGACUGCGGCUCGACUUGCGUCUCAAGUUUUCGUAGAGUUCAUUGGAGGAAUAAUUGAAGGUCUUGGCGAAGGUGUUGGACAAGCCUUUGCUCAAGAUAUUAUCAAAGGAAAGGGCACUGAUGGCACUAGUGGCACUACCAGAAGAACUGAGUAAAGUUACUAUAUGAAGUUAUAAACUGUAUUAUAAUUAAGUUUUUGUAUCUAAGAUGGAUCAGUGUGCUUGGUAUCGUUUAUACUAUGCAGCUUGUAUAUAGCGGUUUCUUAAUUUGUUAUUAAGGGUUAACUGCUAAACUAAUUUGAAGUGUGUUAAAAUUGUGUGCGCUUUGCA
Quercus lobata is the source of this 1080-nucleotide messenger RNA. RefSeq names its product Cysteine/Histidine-rich C1 domain family protein. The record is from RefSeq and is a predicted model, not a curated record. Bases 64 to 906 code for a protein of 280 amino acids. NCBI's taxonomy places the organism in Eukaryota, Viridiplantae, Streptophyta, Magnoliopsida, Fagales, Fagaceae. The transcript has 2 exons.